Messenger RNA from Hordeum vulgare subsp. vulgare (domesticated barley), 1723 nucleotides. Its product is annotated as myricetin 3-O-rhamnoside 1,2-glucosyltransferase UGT709G2-like. Gene Ontology annotation, molecular function: UDP-glycosyltransferase activity. The coding region runs from base 118 to 1569 and encodes 483 amino acids. The transcript has a single exon. The record is from RefSeq and is a predicted model, not a curated record. NCBI's taxonomy places the organism in Eukaryota, Viridiplantae, Streptophyta, Magnoliopsida, Poales, Poaceae.
UGAAAGAAGGAAGAUGAGAAACCCAGCUGCGUUACUGCCUGCGCACGCGCGGGAUAGACCAAGUAGCGUAGGCGAGCGCGCGCAGGUGCGGGCGGAGCGACGCCGGAGUCGGACGACAUGGCGGCGCACGUGCUAGUGUUCCCGUGCCCGGCGCAGGGCCACAUCAACUGCAUGCUCCACUUCGCUGCGGGGCUCCUCGACGCCGGCCUCCACGUGACCUUCCUUCACACCGACCACAACCGACAGAGGCUAGGCCUUGCCGCCUCCGCCGUCAAGGCGGAGGCUGAUUCACAUUCUCCGCGGCUCCGGUUCCUGUCCGUCACCGACGGCCUCCCGAACGACCAUCCCCGCUCGGCGGGUGACAUCGUCGCGCUCGUGAAAUCCAUGAUGACGACGACGAGGGUCGCUUACCGUGCUCUGCUCACGUCCCUGUGCGCGGGCGCGGCCCGCGACGAUGGCUUCCCUCCCGUGACCUGCGUCGUCGCUGACGGGAUUCUCCCGUUCGCGAUCGACGUCGCUGAGGAGCUCGGUGUCCCGGCGCUCGCCUUCCGCACAGCCAGCGCGUGCAGCUUCCUUGCUUACCUGUCGGUGCCCAAGCUCGUGGAGCUCGGCGAGGUUCCUGUCCCGGUAGGCGCCGACCUCGAUGCGCCCGUCCGUGGCGUUCCGGGAAUGGAAGGCUUCCUGCGGCGGCGGGAUCUUCCUAGUUCUUGUCGCGGGCACGACGAGACCGGCGACGUCGACCCCUUGCUUCAGAUAAUCGCCGAGUUCACCGCUCACAACUGCAAGGCGCGGGCGCUCAUAUUCAACACGACCGCGUCGCUGGAGCGGUCGGCGCUCGCGCACAUCAAGCCUCACAUACGCGACGUCUUCGCCAUAGGCCCUCUCCAAGCCAUGUUCCAGGAGCCGGCGGCCGGCGGCGCCUUGUGGAGGGAGGACGACGGCUGCACGGCGUGGCUCGACAGCCAGGCGGACGGAACCGUCGUGUACGUGAGCUUGGGCAGCCUCGCCGUCAUUUCAGUUGAGGAGUUCACCGAGUUCCUGUCAGGACUCGUCAGCGCCGGCCACCCCUUCCUUUGGGUGCUCAGGCCGGACAUGGUCGGGGCAAGCCAGAAUGCCGUCCUCCAGGACGCCAUCAGGACGGCCGGAAAAAGCAAGGCCCGCGUCGUGGAGUGGGCGCCGCAGCGGGACGUGCUGCGCCACCGAGCAGUGGGCUGCUUCCUGACGCAUGCCGGGUGGAACUCCACGCUAGAGAGCGUGGCCGAGGGCGUGCCGACGGUGUGCUGGCCAUUCUUCGUGGACCAGCAGAUCAACAGUCGGUUCAUGGGCGCCGUCUGGGGCUCGGGGCUGGACAUGAAAGACGUGUGCGAGAGGGCCGUCGUGGAACGGAUGGUGAGGGAGGCCAUGGAGUCCGUCGAGCUAAGGAGAUCGGCUCAAGCACUGGCGCAGCAGGUGAGACGGGACAUCGCCCAAGGGGGCUCGUCGGCGAAGGAGUUCAAGCGGCUCGUCGGCUUCAUCAUUGAGCUCAGCAUCAGCACGCGGGGGUCCACGCCAAGUCCGGACAAAGAAUAAGGGCCAGCCGGCAUUGGCACCUUGUUAUCGAUGUUGCUGUGUGAGUCUUGCCAAAAGGCAGACGGACAUGACAAUGCCAGUUUGAAAUGACAUUUGUUGCUGCUAAAUCCAUGUGAUACCACAUUGCACCGUGACAAUUCGCUACGAUGUUUAA